Lobosporangium transversale is the source of this 622-nucleotide messenger RNA. Its product is annotated as metalloprotease C21orf57. Gene Ontology annotation, molecular function: metalloendopeptidase activity. The transcript is spliced from 3 exons. The record is from RefSeq and is a predicted model, not a curated record. Lineage: Eukaryota; Fungi; Mortierellomycota; Mortierellomycetes; Mortierellales; Mortierellaceae. Bases 51 to 563 code for a protein of 170 amino acids. Gene Ontology annotation, biological process: rRNA processing.
AUCUUCAAAAAGAAUGAGACAUGGCUUCAUGUUAAACCUGACUCAUCGCUAUGAUUCGAUUGAUAAACAAACAAUACAUAUUCCGUUUGGACAAGCCGAGUAUCAAAAAGACAAUUCAGAUGCUCAUAACUGCAGCAGGAUAUCCCAAUUAUGACAUUGGCGUCAUGUUUACUGUUGACAAGACAAUACGCAAGUUGAAUAGAGAGUACAGAGGGAAAGAUAAACCUACAGACAUUCUAUCGUUUCCUUUUGUAGAGGCACUAAAACCGGGAAAGCUACCAAAACCACAGUCGGUUGAUGAAAGAAAUUUGGGCGAUAUUGUUAUAUCAAUGCGCUAUCUCGAUCGCUGGUGUGGAGAACACGGUGUUGACAUUAAUGAUCGACUACCAGUCCUCUAUGCUCAUGGAAUAUGCCAUUUGCUUGGAUACGAUCAUGAGAACAAAAAGGAUUACUUGAAGAUGAGACGUAAAGAGCGCAAGAUCCUUGAUCAGAUGAAUGAAUGGAAGGCCAUUAUUGAAGAACAGAACGACUCAAGUUCAAAGGCAAAAUCUUCACGACAAUAAUCAUGAAGCCAGGUCUCUGAUCUUUUAUUAAAAAUAUAUAUAUGUAUAUGGCAAAGAAG